UAUAAUGACACUUUUCAGAUCAGAGAAAUUUUACAUAACAGCAUCAGAAUUUAGCAAAAACAGUCCUUGAUUUUUAAUUUAUUGAUUAUCCGAUGCGAUUACAAUUACCACAAACAAUUUAUUAGACUAAAUCAUAAUAUACUGUACUUACUGACAAGCCAGUACACUCUUCUAGUCAACUACUUUAACUCGCAAGAAGAAUAAGGGGCAUGCAUAGUCAUAGGUCUGAACUGAAUUUUAAUCUCGAGUAGUUUUCGGCCAACAGUGAGCUCCAUUGAUUGGGUUUGCUGUGGCUGCGAAUGCAAAUAAAUUCUGAUCAUGACUACCACCGACUCUGCAAGAAGCUCGGUCAGCAGUGCCUCCUCAAAUGGAUCGUCACUUAGCUCAGCACCGAGUAAAGGUGCUGCGUCCGAUGGCGGUCAACAAGCCCCGGCGGAGCGUACGGGAAUCUCCUGGCCAAUGGCUUCAUUUUUCUUGCUCGCUCAAAUGGCCGGCGCCGGGUUUCUUUCCUUACCGAUGGCCCUAAAUAACACUGGUUGGCUGGGAGCCCCUAUGAUGGUUCUUCUAUGCGCUGCUGUAGGACUUGCAGGAGUUUGCCUGGGCAUAUCCUGGGUGAUACUCGAGGAACGUUGGCCUGAAGAAUACGGGAAUACUGUCAGACAACCUUACAUGGAUAUCGCAUACAGGGCUCUCGGGGAACCUGGAAGACAAGUGGCGCUAUGGAGCGUCAUUCUAACCCUCAUUGGAGGCUCGACCGUCUUCAUUAUUCUAAUGGCACAACUCACCAAUGCGAUCACUUCUGCGCUGUCGACCUGCGAGUGGGUGCUGGUCUACGGUGCCCUGCUGCUGCCGUUCACGUGGCUGGGCACUCCGAAAGACUUCUGGCAAGCAUCAGUAAUGGCCGUAGGAGCGACUGUCAUCGCCUGCCUGGUCGUCUUUGUUAUGCUUUUCGUCACCCACGAAGACGAUCCAUUUAUCCAGUAUCCAAAUCCGACAGUUUCGUCAUUUUCGUUGGGAUUUGGCGCAAUUCUUUUCGCAUUUGGAGGCGCUUCAACUUUUCCGACCAUACAAAACGACAUGAAGGACAGGACGCAAUUUUGGAAAAGUGUAAUUGUAGGCUUUCUGGGCGCGCUAUCGUUAUACUUGCCGGUAGCCGCCGCCGGUUACGGACUGCUCGGUAACACCGUAGCGGGCAAUAUCUUGCUGUCGGUUGGCUUGAGUCCUGUCGUGAAAGUAGCUAUUGUCACAGAAAUUAUCAACCUUCUCGGCACCUACCUUAUCUCUUUCAACCCAAUUGGACAGUCAUUCGAAGAAAUGUUGAAAAUACCGAAUAAGUUCUGCGUUAAAAGAGUCGCCAUGAGAUCCUCGGUCGUGUUGAUAGAGGUCCUGAUCUGUCUAGCGAUCCCAGAUUUCGGUUUAAUUCUGAACUUGAUAGGAGGCUCAACAGUGACUCUGAGUUCGUUCGUCCUGCCCCCUAUUAUGUACAUGAGGCUGGUCGACAACGCUGAUAACACAAAAUGGCCAAAAAGAUCCAUCCCGCUGUGGCUGCGGAUAGCACUGUGGGAGAUCGUGCUCAUAGGAGCUAUAGGAGGCAUAACAUCAACGGUGUUCGCCGUUAUCGACAUCCUCAAUCCUGACAGCUUCGGGAAAUCUUGCUUCGUGGACUUCACUUAAUGAUGUAUUGAUUGCUUUGAUUGGUAAAUCUAGGAAAAUGACGUUGGAACAACGUUGAUUAUGACUUUAUUUCGUUUAAACAACGUUUAAUCAACGCUAUUUCAAAGUCAAAAUGCCUGGUGUGAUAUGAGUUAUUAUCGCUAAGUUUCAACAAUCCUGGGUCCCUCUUAUUGAUUGAAAAAUUACAGAUAAUUUUAGUAUAAAUUGAUAGGGUUGACGAAGAAUUUCUCUAACGGAUUCAAUUGAUUGAUUAUUUUCGGGUAGUUGCUCCGUAAACUAAUGAAAUUAUUAA
Messenger RNA from Hyalella azteca, 1966 nucleotides. RefSeq names its product amino acid transporter AVT1B. Gene Ontology annotation, molecular function: L-proline transmembrane transporter activity; L-alanine transmembrane transporter activity. Lineage: Eukaryota; Metazoa; Arthropoda; Malacostraca; Amphipoda; Hyalellidae. Bases 319 to 1674 code for a protein of 451 amino acids. The transcript is spliced from 10 exons. Gene Ontology annotation, cellular component: vacuolar membrane. The record is from RefSeq and is a predicted model, not a curated record. Gene Ontology annotation, biological process: L-alanine transport; amino acid transmembrane transport.